This is a messenger RNA of Opisthorchis viverrini, 2172 nucleotides long. RefSeq lists its product as hypothetical. Lineage: Eukaryota; Metazoa; Platyhelminthes; Trematoda; Opisthorchiida; Opisthorchiidae. The record is from RefSeq and is a predicted model, not a curated record. The coding region runs from base 609 to 1769 and encodes 386 amino acids. The transcript is spliced from 5 exons.
GUACAGCGAGCGUAAGGAAGUAAUUAAGAUCUAUCAUUGGAAGAGAAGCGUUACGAGAAGCAUGGUUACACAUGCUCAUUUCAGUGGUUUAAGACAAUCAAAUCUAACCAGUCGAAAGAUGCAACAAACUCAGUAGAGAUUUCGGCCGUUCAGGUGCCAUCAUAUGUAUUGUGUUCAGCUUUGGUGAUUGGUUUGAAUCGUGACCUAAAAUAAAGAUGCUGUGCUUUGAUUGGUUCACUGGACGCAAGUGAUCUCACAUCUUUUAACUGAUUGGUUUGUCGCCGUAAAAUAGUUUGUUAAUUUGGCAGUUGCAUUCUCAUGCCUUGUACGUCCAUCAAACUAAUACUCGUGACUUCUGACGAAUGAACCGUACCUGUGACAACGCUGUGUCCUAGGAUAGUUCUGGCUGUUUACAUUGAACAUGCGCUUUGGAUUAUAAAAUCAAGGAUCCGUUGAUUGAAUGCCACACAGCACUAACCAUCAGGCUUCCGGCCGGCAGCCAUUUCACAUAACUUUGCGAUCUAGCGAAUUUGAUAUCUAAUCAGAUCGAGGAUUUCUCAGUUCAACACGGUCAACAAACACUUGAAACCGCUCAAUAACGUAACCCAAUGAAUAGUGUUAAUUCCGGACAACACGUUGAAACAGACGGUGAAGCCGAAGAGGAACUUCAGAGUAAUGGUAGAAUAUUGCCUGUAGCCUCGACGCCGAAUGAACAGAACCCUGCUACGAGGCCGACAAUAGUGAGUAAUAAAGAAGAGGACCACCAGGUUCCGGUUAGGGCCUCCGAUGGCGGAGCAAACACUGAAACCGUCAGUUUGUCGAGAGCCACGGAAUCCCGGGUGAAAUAUUCUUCACAAGAAAGUAGGGCUUCGGCCGAUGUAGAGGACCCUUUGACCCACUUCCCUUUGUACGACCUCCGCAAACAAAACUACCCACAACCCGAAGCGAAAAGCCUUCCUACCGCUCAACAGGAUGGUGCCUUACACCAAGUCGGUCCAGGCCACCUAAGAAAAAGAAUCCACCCGAUGUGUGAUCCACACGGACAAAAUCGUUCCAACGAUGAAGAUGAGAUAGAAGACCAGCAAUCGCUUCAAUGCCGUUCUUCAUCAUCCAAAUGGUGUUCUACGUGCAAAAAAUGGUGUCGAACGUGUCCUCGACGUCUUCGCCCACCCCAGUGGCUUACUCGGGGCUUGAUGUUUCUCUACCGACAUCUCAGUGCAAUGACCACAUAUGCACUAUUCGUGCUCGCCGUAUACUCCACUAUCCUAUCCAUCAUGCCAAACGUGGCGUUACCCCCGAUAUGUCGCCGAGUUGCUGUGCCCGAGGACAAUCAAAAGCAGACAGUAAACGGCAGCACAGCUACCAUCUCCACGACUAUCGCAGUCGAGAGCGCAGAUCUGACUGAAGGCCCAGGAUAUUCACUUGAUCCUAAUUACGUGGAAGCUCUGGAAUGCCGUCGAGGUGCAGCGUUGUCUGUGAUCAUCUACUACGCUUUUGGUUUUGUGUGUGGAGAACUGAUGGAAUUGUUGCAUCUGCCUGGACUGCUGGGCGCUGCUACGGCCGAUAAGCCUGGCCCACUCGAGGUUGGCCCAGAAUUCGGGAUGCUUGCCGGUCCGGCAUCAAGACGAGAUCUGAUUGGUCAACAAUCUGGGCCCAACAGCCAAUCAUUCCCAAGUAUUGGCCAAAUGCCGGUUGCCAAUGGCGCAUCCAGAACGCGUCAGAACUUCCAGAAGGUUAUGACCGCUUACGCUACAUAUACGAAGCGCUGAAUGCUGGUUGGCGGUCUGGCCUUACGGAAUAUUGGCGCUUUCGCACUACCGUAUCGCAUCUUUCACGAGGGCCUUUUACCAAACGGAUCCUACCCACUCAGUCAAGUUGGACACAAUUUUCCGAAACACUCCGACGACAAUGCCCUAUUUCCCGUUAGAGAUUACAAAGUCCAGUUGGCUGCCUUGCUGGUGGUAAACCCGGAGUUGUCUGGGACCUUGCGUCAGCUGGCACUCACUACCAUUCUAACUCGUGCCGGUCUGGGCAUCGAUCCGACCACUCUUCGGGCUGUAUUCGGAAGCGUCUUUCGACUUGCUUUCAUUCCCUGCAUUGCUGAGGCCUUCACGCUGAUGAUUGUCACACGGUUUCUAAUCGGCUGGCCCUGGGCUUGGGGUGCUAUUCUAG